This is a messenger RNA of Cydia splendana, 420 nucleotides long. Its product is annotated as chorion class A protein Ld19-like. Lineage: Eukaryota; Metazoa; Arthropoda; Insecta; Lepidoptera; Tortricidae. The record is from RefSeq and is a predicted model, not a curated record. The transcript has 2 exons. The coding region runs from base 1 to 420 and encodes 139 amino acids.
AUGUCCCGUGUAGCUUUUCUUGUUAUGUGUGUCCAGGCUUGCCUUCAGUCUGCCCUUAGCAAUCAACCAUGCGGUUGCAGUCAAAUCUCUUACGACUCCUCCGGACUCGAUAUCGGUGCCAUUGAAAAAUACAGCUCACUUAGCUUGAGCGCGCCCAGUGUCAGCUUGAGCGCGCCCAGUCUCAGCUUAAGCGCGCCUUCCCUCAACCUGGGCGCGCCAGCUCUCAGUCUAAGCGCGCCCGCCUACGCGUACGGAGGCUCGGGCACCGGGCAGGUCGGCGUGUCCGGCGACGUCGGCGCGAGCGGCACCACCGUCGUCGUCGGCUCCGUGCCCGUGCUCGGCACCGUCGAGUUCAAGGGCAUAGUGCCGGCGUCCGGAUCGGUUUCUAUUUCCGGACAGUGCGGAUGCGGAUGCCAGUGA